Molecule: messenger RNA, 494 nt
Organism: Orycteropus afer afer
Lineage: Eukaryota; Metazoa; Chordata; Mammalia; Tubulidentata; Orycteropodidae
Gene: SNAPIN
Product: SNAP associated protein
Biological process (GO): intracellular protein transport; lysosome localization; endosome to lysosome transport
Cellular component (GO): synaptic vesicle; BORC complex; BLOC-1 complex
Molecular function (GO): SNARE binding
Source: RefSeq, a predicted model, not a curated record
GGGCGCCCCCUCGCGGCGGACUUCGGGUGAGCUUCAGUUCCCGGCUGCCCUUGCGGCAGGUUCCGGGCGUAAGAUAGUUCGUGAUGGCUGGGGCUGGUUCCGCAGCUGUGUCCGGUGCAGGAACCCCAGUGGCGGGGCCUGCAGGCCGCGACCUCUUCGCCGAGGGGCUCCUCGAGUUUCUGCAACCUGCAGUGCAGCAGCUCGACUCUCACGUCCAUGCAGUCAGAGAGAGUCAGGUAGAACUCCGGGAACAAAUUGACAACCUAGCUACAGAACUGUGCCGCAUCAAUGAGGACCAGAAGGUGGCUCUAGAUCUUGACCCCUACGUGAAGAAGCUACUUAAUGCCCGACGACGAGUUGUCUUGGUCAACAACAUUCUACAGAACGCCCAGGAGAGGCUGAGGCGGCUAAACCACAGUGUUGCCAAGGAAACAGCCCGGAGGAGAGCAAUGCUGGAUUCGGGAGUUUACCCUCCUGGUUCCCCAAGCAAGUAA